This is a messenger RNA of Coregonus sp. 'balchen', 17308 nucleotides long. The record is from the annotation of a GenBank genome assembly. NCBI's taxonomy places the organism in Eukaryota, Metazoa, Chordata, Actinopteri, Salmoniformes, Salmonidae.
AUGCCGGACCUGGUUAGCAUGAACUUUUAUUCAAACACCCUCUCUCGUCCAAUAACAACUCUCUAUCAUCCAAUCACAGCGGAGCCCCUGGUGAGGCAGGUGAAGAAGACGCGCAUCAAGAGGGAUGACUUCCACAUCUUGAAGGUGAUUGGUCGAGGGACCUUCAGUGAGGUGAGAGGACACCGCCGAAGGUCAAGGUGCACAUUGGACAAUUGAAUCUUGUCUCCGUGGUGACAUGUUUGUGUUGCUGUAUUUAUAGGUGGCUGUGGCGAGGAUGCGUAGCACACAGCAAGUGUACGCCCUGAAGGUUAUGAAUAAGUGGGACAUGCUGAAGCGAGGAGAGGUAAAUAUAAACACACAUACACACAGGAACUUUUUAGUAUACUGCAUUCUCCCUAUUCACAUAACGGAUACAUUUUGUGUUAGCACCGACUUCCUUCCUUUGUGGCUUCUCGCUUCUACUGUAAAACAUAAUGUGACGUCAUCCCUUCUACCUGUGUUGCGUUUCUGUGUGUCUGUAUGUGUGUCCUGUAGACAGCUUGUUACCAGGAGGAGAGAGAGGUUCUGCUGAAGGGUGAUCGACGCUGGAUCACUGAGCUGCACUAUGCCUUCCAGGAUGACAAUUACCUGGUGGGUAUCAGUAACAAACUCUCAGUACCAGGGUCACUUCGACCUUCAAGUCUGACACUGCAGUCUACCUUGUGUGUUUCAGUGGCAGAUUCUUGUCUGUUCUGUUCAUCAGUGUCACUUUAGGGAUAACCCCUGUCUAGUUUGACUGAAGCGUAAAUGUGUAAAUGUAGCUUCCCUCAGUUUCUUUCCCUUAAAAUACACCAAGGAAAAAUGAAUGAAUUUCUCUUUCACUCUCUUUACUUUCCACCUUCACUGGCACUAUCGCUCCCCUUUCACAAUCUCUCUCUCUCUCUCUCUCUCUCUCUCUCUCUCUCUCUCUCUCUCUCUCUCUCUCUCUCUCUCUCAGUACCUUGUGAUGGACUACUAUGUGGGUGGUGACCUGUUGACCCUGCUCAGUAAGUUUGGCGACCGUAUCCCUGAGGACAUGGCGCAGUUCUACCUGGCUGAGAUGGUCAUGGCCAUCGACUCCAUCCACAGGAUGGGCUAUGUGCACAGGUUAGUUAGUCAGAGACACCCGGAAAGACGACAACAUCCAGCAAACCAUUUGUGGUGUUCCUAGAAUGCCCCCCUAAAGUUCUGAAAACAAUGCCCCCCUAAAGUUCUUCUGUUUCUAGAAGGAAUGUUCUCAGAACACUCAGACUAUUUACAUAAGAAGGAAUUCCCCUUGACCACGCCCACAAAUUGGGGAAAACAAUCAUUAUUUCGCAAUGCUCCCACGUAGGGAAACAGAGCCUGCGAGAAGAGCCCUGUGGCUUCAGGGUAUUCAGUGUGUAAGAGUCGGAAAUUGUGGGGACCCGGUGUUCAAGUAGGCUAGACGUAGCUAUGUGUGUGGAAAACAUUUCAUGACAGGUAAGACAAUUAACUUGUGUAAUAUAGUCUGUUUGUAACUCCACUCACUACUUGAAGCAUUAUAGUCCGUUUUUUUUGUGUUGUUGGUCUUGGCUAGCUUAAUGAUGUUCUGGUUGGUAGCUAGCUGUACUUUUCUUAAAUGUAGGUUUGUAAUUGACUUAAAAAAGCAGACAACAAGAAAAUUGUGUUUGAAAAAGGUUACGUUUUUCUUUGUGAGCCAAUGGGGUAACCAAGGUAACCACAGGUUGUUUUCCCCACAGGUGGGCGGGGCCGUACGUCUAUUUAAUACCGACUGGGACUAUUGUUCCUUACUUUGGAACACCUACAAGGGAAGUUCCGAGAACAUUGUUGACUCUAGAAUGGAUGAAUAUAUAAGCAUACAAUAACUUGCAUUUGUUUUUUAGUGUGGACCGUCUACUGCAUCUGAUGGUUUAAUUUUGUUCCAUGCACCGCAAAUGAGUGCAGGGUUCCAAGAACCAUGGCAACAUUAGCUAUGAAAUCCCAUAUAGAUGGCCUGGGAACGGGAAGACCGUUGAAAGCACAUAGACAGAUUGGCAUCCUUCACUCUCCCUUCUGCAGGGACAUCAAACCUGACAACAUCCUGCUGACGGCAGAUGGCCACGUCAGGCUGGGGGACUUUGGUUCCUGUCAGAGGGUCCAGGAGGAUGGCAUGGUGAGAGGCCCCAAAGGGCCACAAAACGCUCACAAUUCACUCCACUGUUAACAAUAUUGCCGUGCAAAAGUUACAGACUGGGUAUAGAACCUGGGUCUACUGUCACAACCCACUGGGCACACCACGUCAUUUCAACAUGGAUAAUUGGGCAUUUCGUUGAGACGUUGAUCAAUGAGAUUACAACCUAUAUUCACCCACUCAAAAAGACAACUAAAAGCUUGUUGAAUUUCCAAUGUUUUAUCACUAUGCUUUCAACCAUCUAAAAGCACAACCAAAUUCCAAUGGAAAAACAAUGUCUAAUUUUUGGUUUAGUUGUCACCCAAAUGUCUAUCACUGCGCUUUCAACCAUUUCAAAGCACAGCAAUGUUCAAAUGGGAAUACAAUGUCAAAUUGUUUAUUUAUUCAACAGAUUGUGUUGUCACUGUGCUUCAUCUACUAGCAGAACCAAAAUGACCUGGAUUGCAGUUGAGAUUACGUUAAAAGUACACGAUCAAUGCCAGCCAUCAAUGCCGUUUGAGAUUCCAUGCAUUACAAAAGUAAUAUUGAAUUGUGUUUGGUUGACAAUGCAACCAAAUAUUAACAUUUAAAGGAAAUGUAUCUAGUGCUUGGAUAAUUCCAUCUGAGCCAACGGCUUAAUCCCAUUCUUUAAUUUACAUUUUUGGUUGAGUUGGAGAUGUGACAUUUUGUCGAGCAAAACUUUUUGUGGAAGGUACUACACUGCGUACAGACCCCAGGCACUCAACGUUGUCAACAUAAAGUACAUCGUGUUUCCUUGUAGGCCUAUUUGUUGGGCAAACUGUGAAGCCAGUUGUUGCCCAUUGCCUGUUUAUAUUUAUGAGAAUGUGAAACAAUGUUGUGUCUGUUUGCUGCUUUUCAUUAAAUCAUGUCGCUGUUCUUUAGUCUAUUCUUCAUAUGGGCAGAAUAUUAAGCCUAUAUUUUGUAGCACAGGAUAACGAAUUUAUGAAAAUAAACAAUUCACGUGAAAAUAUUUGGAUCUGGUAAAAGGCCGACAUUUGGUCAUUUCAACUGAAAAAAGACUCUUUGUCACAUGACAAUAGAAUUGGAAACAUUGUGAUUUUAGAGACACAAAGUAACGAUAGCCUCUAUGAUUAAGAGGCUAUCUGUUACUGGGCUCUCACCAUCAUCAUUUUCAUUAUUUACAUCAUUCAAAUUUACCAAAUCAUUUUGUUUACUAGGCUACUCAUUUGUUGUCAUUAAAUGUCCUGAAUAAUAGAAAGUAAAAAACUAUUGGGUGUUCGCGCAAUAGCCUAGGCUAUCCUACACAAUUACGCACAGUACCUCGGUGUCCAAUCCGAUGCACAGAAACAUAUGAAACCAUUAACUCAUUGCCUUCAUGCUUUCUCUGUUAAAUCUUCUAGACCCUGCUGUAAAUCAAGCAGAAAAUAGCAGAUAAUCAACAUAAAUGUAUGGGUAUUGGAUUGGAUCCAACAUGGAUCACAACUUCACUGGCGCCACAAAUGAGACAUCAACAUAUUCUGGCCAGCGUUUUCCCACACUGGCUGUUUUUGUAUCCCUUGCUAUAGCACAACAGUUGUUUGUCACUUUACUGGAUCAGCUGAUGAUGGUCGACAAUAUCACUAGGCCUAACUAAACAGCUGGAUACCAAACAUGCAUCCAACAAGUAGGUCUAUUAGCCUACACAUAGCCUAUUGAAGAACCAUGCAAGUUAGGUGACUCUUUCGGUAAGAAGCAUUCGAUUUUGCAAUUGCACACAUCAUUUUGAAUUUGUGUGCCCAUAAAAACUGUUUUAAUGGCGUAGCUUAAAACAUCAAGAAGAACAUUUGAUAAAGCUGUGCUGCCGUUAAUAGUGCACCAUCUCAUAGACGCAGCAAGACUUUCGUCCCACGUUUUUUAAUUAAUUAAUUAAUGUAUUAGUAGGCUUAUGGAUUACAUUUUCAAGUUAUUCGCCCAACCCUGUUUUAUUUAUUCUGUAUAAAAGGAAUGCAACAAAUGCAGCAUGUUUUUAUUUAUUUAUUUUAAACAAUAUUCUGCCCAUAUGAAUGAAUUUAUGUACAAUAUUCUGCCCAUAUGAACAAAUGUAUAUACAAUAUUCUGCCCAUAUGAACAAAUGUAUUUUAGGGCAUAAGUGAACCUAUAUAUGAGAGCCUUCAGACAGGUUUAAAUGAGUUUACCCACUAAUGUAUUAGUAGGCUUAUGGAUUACAUUUUCAAGUUAUUCGCCCAACCCUGUUUUAUUUAUUCUGUCUAAAAGGAAGGCAACGAAUGCAGCACUUUUUUUUUUAUUUAGACCCUGUUCUAUACAAUAUUCUGCCAUAUGAACCAAUUUACCACCAGCCAGCCGUCGUUGCCCAGCCAAUCGCGUACACGUAUUAUACCCCAGCAAAUCGCGCACACAGACGAAAGAGUCACCGACAAAGGAGUUCGCUUCUGCUGCAGCCUUCUCUGUAAAAUAUAACGCGGUGCUUCGGAAUCCAACAUAUCAUUUAUUUACUUGUCGACAAGUUAAAGGGGAUCAUCACCCGCUGAUUUGGCCUUGUUUUUUGGCUUGCUCUUCAUGAAAUGCAGGCGUCCAUGACAGAAGCCAAAUGUGAGUUGACUUGGGGGUGUGGUUUGAUGUGGGUGUUUCUUGGGUGUGUCCUUGCCACACACCCAUCUGUCAGAACCUUGCCUGCAGCUGUUUCCCACUCAAUCACAACAAACUAACCUACAGGCAGAUGUAUGUUGAGCCGGAGGAGCCUUUGAAUAGGUCAGUAGCCUACAGAGUAAUAUGAGAAGAAUGCAAUUGCUGAAUUUAUGUAGAUAUUAUUCUAAACUAAGUGUUUUGAUGACUUUCAAAUGGAGUAACAGGUCAAUGUAGAAUAAACAACCCUUUACAUAAUACCAUAGAAGCAGUGUUCUGCUAGUUUAACGAUGUCCACCUUUCACCUUUCAUUGUCAUUCCCAGCCAAUACAGAUACUGUGCCUAUCUGCAUUUUGUCUGGUGGUAAUGGGGCUACCUUGGCAAACAUGUCAGAGUGGUCAUACCUUCCUGUUUGGUGUCCCGUAUACAACAGGAGUUCCCUGAUCCUGGUGCAGAAUACACAGGGUUUCUCCCUCUCCAUAUUGACUGAUACCAUUCAAUUCAAUAAAAAAGACAAUACAAUUAAUAGUUAUGUCUAGUAACAUUUUAAUGCUUUGUGCCAGGUCUCUCUCCAUUUAGAGACAUCAGUAUCAAGCCUGUCUGUCAGCCUGGACUUCAUCACAUCAUCUUGCAAGUCUCCAUUUGUUGGCUCCAUACGUGUGUCUGUGAACACACACACAUAGUCACUGUUCUAUUACCAAUGGCAGUUAGGAUAGGUAAUAUCUGACACACAAACCGGUACUAUGUUGAAGUUUGAACAGGUCAGAUAAAACCUACCCAAUGAUGGUUUCCCCAUCAAACGGUCAAAGCUGGCGUCUGGCAAAAGCAUCUACAGUCCUCUCCAUCUGUAGAAAUAGUCAGAGUAGAGGCAGAGCUCACCAGUGACCCAUGGAAUGAAAAGGGUGUUGCAAAUACUGGACAUUUCUGCUGUACUGUAUUAUUAGUAAUCCCCUUCAGUCCCACGUUGUGGAUGUGUUGAGUGCCAGGUCUCUCUCCAUUCAGAAACGUCAGUAUCAAGCCUGUCUAUCGGUCAGGACUCCAUCACAUCAUCUUGCAAGUCUCCAAGUGCUGGCUUGAUAGAUGCAUCUAUGAACACAUACACAGUCACUGUUCUAUUACCAAUGGCAGUUAGGAUAGGUGAUAUAUGACAAACAUAUACAGUGAGGGAAAAAAGUAUUUGAUCCCCUGCUGAUUUUGUACAUUUGCCCACUGACAAAGAAAUGAUCAGUCUAUAAUUGUAAUGGUAGGUUUAUUUGAACAGUGAGAGACAGAAUAACAACAACAAAAUCCAGAAAAACGCAUGUCAAAAAUGUUAUAAAUUGAUUUGCAUUUUAAUGAGGGAAAUAAGUAUUUGACCCCCUCUCAAUCAGAAAGAUUUCUGGCUCCCAGGUGUCUUUUAUACAGGUAACGAGCUGAGAUUAGGAGCCCACUCUUAAAGGGAGUGCUCCUAAUCUCAGUUUGUUACCUGUAUAAAAGACACCUGUCCACAGAAGCAAUCAAUCAAUCAGAUUCCAAACUCUCCACCAUGGCCAAGACCAAAGAGCUCUCCAAGGAUGUCAGGGACAAGAUUGUAGACCUACACAAGGCUGGAAUGGGCUACAAGACCAUCGGCAAGCAGCUUGGUGAGAAGGUGACAACAGUUGGUGCGAUUAUUCGCAAAUGGAAGAAACAGAAAAUAACUGUCAAUCUCCCUCGGCCUGGGGCUCCAUGCAAGAUCUCACCUCGUGGAGUUGCAAUGAUCAUGAGAACGGUGAGGAAUCAGCCCAGAACUACACAGGAGGAUAUUGUCAAUGAUCCCAAGGCAGCUGGGACCAUAGUCACCAAGAAAACAAUUGGUAACACACUACGCCGUGAAGGACUGAAAUCCUGCAGCGCCCGCAAGGUCCCCCUGCUCAAGAAAGCACAUAUACAGGGCCGUCUGAAGUUUGCCAAUGAACAUCUGAAUGAUUCAGAGGAGAACUGGGUGAAAGUAUUGUGGUCAGAUGAGACCAAAAUCGAGCUCUUUGGCAUCAACUCAACUCGCCGUGUUUGGAGGAGGAGGAAUGCUGCCUAUGACUCCAAGAACACCAUCCCCACCGUCAAACAUGGAGGUGGAAACAUUAUGCUUUGUAAUAAAAGACACCUGUCCACAACCUCAAACAGUCACACUCCAAACUCCACUGUGGCCAAGACCAAAGUGCUGUCAAAGGACACCAGAAACAAAAUUGUAGACCUGCACCAGGCUGGGAAGACUGAAUCUGCAAUAGGUAAGCAGCUUGGUUUGAAGAAAUCAACUGUGGGAGCAAUUGUUAGGAAAUGGAAGACAUACAAGACCACUGAUAAUAUCCCUCGAUAUGGGGCUCCACGCAAGAUCUCACCCCGUGGGGUCAAAAUGAUCACAAGAACGGUGAGCAAAAAUCCCAGAACCACAAGGGGGGACCUAGUGAAUGACCUGCAGAGAGCUGGGACCAAAGUAACAAAGCCUACCAUCAGUAACACACUACGCCGCCAGGGACUCAAAUCCUGCAGUGCCAGUCGUGUCCCCCUGCUUAAGCCAGUACAUGUCCAGGCCCGUCUGAAGUUUGCUAGAGUGCAUUUGGAUGAUCCAGAAGAGGAUUGGGAGAAUGUCAUAUGGUCAGAUGAAACCAAAAUAGAACAUUUUGGUAAAAACUCAACUCGUCGUGUUUGGAGGACAAAGAAUGCUGAGUUGCAUCCAAAGAACACCAUACCUACUGUGAAGCAUGGGGGUGGAAACAUCAUGCUUUGGGGCUGUUUUUCUGCAAAGGGACCAGGACGAUUGAUCUGUGUAAAGGAAAGAAUGAAUGGGGCCAUGUAUCGUGAGAUUUUGAGUGAAAACCUCCUUCCAUCAGCAAGGGCAUUGAAGAUGAAACGUGGCUGGGUCUUUCAGCAUGACAAUGAUCCCAAACACACUGCCCGGGCAACGAAGGAGUGGCUUCGUAAGAAGCAUUUCAAGGUCCUGGAGUGGCCUAGCCAGUCUCCAGAUCUCAACCCCAUAGAAAAUCUUUGGAGGGAGUUGAAAGUCUGUGUUGCCCAGCGACAGCCUCAAAACAUCACUGCUCUAGAGGAGAUCUACAUGGAGGAAUGGGCCAAAAUACCAGCAACAGUGUGUGAAAACCUUGUGAAGACUUACAGAAAACGUUUGACCUGUGUCAUUGCCAACAAAGGGUAUAUAACAAAGUAUUGAGAAACUUUUGUUAUUGAUCAAAUACUUAUUUUCCACCAUAAUUUGCAAAUAAAUUCAUUAAAAAUCCUACAAUGUGAUUUUCUGGAUUUUCUUUCUCAUUUUGUCUGUUAUAGUUGACGUAUACCUAUGAUGAAAAUUACAGGCCUCUCUCAUCUUUUUAAGUGAGAGAACUUGCACAAUUGGUGGCUGACUAAAUACUUUUUUUCCCCACUGUACUUUCUCAUUUUAUGAGGUGGUAUUGACUGAGAGGUCCUGUGACAGGUUGAUACAAUAGACAGCCAAGUGGUAAAUUGCAUUUUGUUAUAAAGAAAGGACAACGGCUUUUGAUAAUGCACUUCACAUCCAAAAUGAUUCUACCCACUAAACAUUUGACGUCUUUUUGACAUAUUUUUCAGGUCCUCCGUCUUUUGGGGUAUUUCUUUGGUCCGAUCCGGACCAAAUCUGAACCAAUCAUAAACGUCCACAGACGUCAGACCGGCCUUGAAUUUAGCUCAAAAAUAGAAGUCUAUAAUUGGUUCAGAUUUGGUCCGGUCUGGGACAUCUAUGGUCACAAGUUUGGACAGCACAGUACAGCACAAUACAGUAGAGCACAGCAGAGUACAGUACAUUACAGUACACAGUACAGUAAAGAAAAAGUGGAGUAUAGUACAGUAGAGUUAAGUACAGUACAAUACAAUAGAGCACAGUAGAGCACAGUAAAGUAAAGAAAAGUAAAGCAUAGUGUACUGUAUUUUACCCUACUUUACUCUAAUGUACUCUACUCUACUGAAUUAAACUCUACUGUACUGUACUCCACUGAAUAAAACUCUACUGUCAUGUACCAUACCAUACUGUAAUGUACUCUUCUGUGUUCUACUGAGCUCUACUGUACUAAACUGUGCCGUACUGUACUGUGUUCAAACUUCUGAAACAUUAGCUAGACGUCUAUGAUUCGUUCAGAUUUGGAUCUGGGCCUCACCGACCAAAUGUGUACUUGUUUCGGGGCGGAGCUCAUUAGAAUAAUACACAGCAUGCUUUGCACCCAAAAAAAAAUAGGGUCUGACCCCAUUCAGUCGACUGGUCGAUUGUUUGGUUUAUAGGCUGUAUUGGACACGUUGUUUGCAGAGCGCACAACCUAGGCUACACUUGUGAGAAUUUUUUUUCUGUUUAUUUCAUUCCAUUUAUGAGUUGUGAAUUUAUUCAUUGUCUUCUUCAGUAAGAACACGCACCUGAUUACGCAUAGAAGUAGGCCUAGGCUACCUGGCCUGCUCGUAAAUGUAGGCCAAUAAAUGUGCCCAUUUGGGUAUCUGAUACUAUUUCUGAUUGUCUUAUCUCACCAUCACUGUGUAGCUUUUCAAACUAAUUUUGUCUUUGCCUCAAACAGCAAGUAAACAAAGUCUGUUUUUUCAUCCAUUGAGAAUGAAAAUAGUUCCCCAACAGCCUAUUUGUAAAAAUCUUUCCAGCUCUCUCCUUUUUGAUAACCACUCAGCAUGUAAUGCUCUGAUCCAGUGGAAACGCCAUAAAAUAGGCCUACCUGAUUACUUCUUAUCCUUUGUGCAAAUAUUCUACAGCUGUAUCUGUCUGGAGCGCAGGAAACUCUGUAUUAAAUAUUUUAUACAAUGUUGCAAGUUUGCUAGCAUGAUCGGGCUGGGCCAAGUUCAUAGUUGAUAUAAUGUUUCAAGUUCCUUGCAGACAGGCCAUGCGUAGCCAAUGUGAUUUCUAGAAUAUUUAUUUGUAUCAGGAUAUUUUCUACCUGCAGGAUGCAAUGUUUUUAUUUGUUGGUUUAUGAAGGCUAUUUUUACAUAUUUGCAAUUGCAAUGGAAGUUAUUUUUAGAUGUGUAUCAUUUUCAUUUAGAAUUUUGAUUAACCACAUAACAUUGAUUUUGAAAUAUGAAUACUUUAUUAUUAAUGAAAUGUUCCACAAAAUGUGCAUAUGAAAAUAAUAACUGGCAUGCAUAUCAAUAUAAAUGGUACGAUAACUUGGCACUCCAAAUGGAAAAGUUUGCCUACAGCUGGUGUACCCUAUUACCGGCAACUUUAGGAGCCUAAUGGCGGAAUCAAACUAUAAAUGCACUUUAAAUAAAGUUUGAUUUGAUUUAGAUCUAUUCUUUGAUUUAGAUUUUUGGUUGAGAUGAAGAUGUGAAUCCAAACUAUCAAUUAGUCAUUUGUAGACAAACUGGAAUUAAAGCCAGACCAAGUCAGUGGCACAUAUGAAACUAUCCAAGCAGAAGAUACAUCUCUUUCAAAUGUUCAUAUUUGGUUGCGUUGACAAUUAAACAUAAUUCAAUAUCACAAAAAAUUAUUACAUUUGAAAUCAACCAGAGCUUGAAAACCUAGGCCUAUGUAUUUUAAAUGUUUUGUUGAAUCCUGGAUUGAAUUGAAACUAUAGCUGUUGAUGACUUCAAUAGCAACUGUGAAUCAAUUUCAUUUUUAAGUGGAGGUCUCUCAACAAUCAUUCUCACGAUGGCACAUUGGUAAUAGUCAGAGACAAAUAUCAUAGCUAAGCAGAGCAGGGCUGGGCUUGGUUAAAACCCUGGAAGGGAGACCAAAUCGUAGCUGUAGAUACACUACAUGACCAAAAGUGUGUGGACACCUGCUCGUCGAACAUCUCAUUUCAAAAUCAUUGGCAUUAAUAUGGAGUUGGUCCCCCCUUUGCUGCUAUAAAAGCCUCCACUCUUCUGGGAAGGCUUUCCACUAGAUGUUGGAACAUUGCUGCGGGGACUUGCUUCCAUUCAGCCACAAGAGCUGUAGUGAGGUCGGCCAUUGAUGUUGGGAGAUUAGGCCUGGCUCGCAGUCGGUGUUCCAAUUUAUCCCAAUGGUGUUCGAUGGGGUUGAGGUCAGGGCUUUGUGCAGGCCAGUCAAGUUCUUCUACACCGAUCUCGACAAACCAUUUCUGUACAGACCUGGCUUUGUGCACGGGGCAUUGUCAUGCUGAAACAGGAAAGGGCCUUCCCCAAACUGUUGCCACAAAGUUGGAAGCACAGAAUCGUCUAGAAUGUCAUUGAAUGCUGUAGCAUUAAGAUUUCCCUUCACUGGAACUAUGGGGACUAGCCCGAACCAUGAAAAACAGCCCCAGACCAUUAUUCCUCCUCUACCAAACUUUACAGUUGGCACUAUGCAUUGGGGCAGGUAGCGUUCUCCUGGCAUCCACCAAACCCAGAUUCGUCCAUCGGACUGCCAGAUGAUGAAGCGUGAUUCAUCACUCCAGAGAACGCGUUUCCACUGCUCCAGAGUCUAAUGGCGGCGAGCUUUACACCACUCCAGCUUGGCAUUGCGCAUGGUGAUCUUAGGCUCGGCCAUGGAAACCCAUUUCAUGAUGCUCCCAAUGAAUGGUUAUUGUGCUGACGUUGCUUCCAGAGGCAGAACUCGGUAGUGAGUGUUGCAACCGAGGACAGACGAUUUAUACGCGCUAUGCGCUUCAGCACUCGGCGGUCCCGUUCUGUGAGCUUGUGUGGCCCACCACUUCGCGGCUGAGCCGUUGUUGCUCCUACACAUUUCCACUUCACAAUAACAGCACUUACAGUUGACCGGGGCAGCUCUAGCAACAAUGUUGAUUCAACCAGUUCGUGCCCAGUGGGAAGGCUGUGUUAGCCCUCUGAGCUAAAGCCAAGGCUCAGGGAGCUAACACAAGUCUUUAGGGCACAGGUAGGGUUACUCAUUCACCAAACCAUCUUGGUGACACAAAGGUAUACUCCUCUGUGUGUUAUAGUGUGACAGUGUGCGACUUCUGUUGCUACUAAUGUGUUAGAACUACUACUUUCAGUGAGGGAAUGAAUUUUUAUCUUAAACACAUUUUAUUCUAGGUAGCUAGUUAUGUAUAGGUAGCUAUCAAGUAAACAUAGCUUUUACAUGUUUUACUUAAAUUACAUGUAGUUCUCUUCAGCUAUUUUUUUCUGACUCAAUGCAUUGAUGUGAAUCACUGAACAACCACUAAAUACAGCAGAUGUACUUGUCUAUUGAUCCUCUCUUCUAUAAUGUGAACGUGUUGCAUCCCAAGGAUAGAAUCAUACUUUUGUUAAUGCAUUUGUGUGUGUUGACAUGUCACUGUAUUUGCAGGUGCACUCGUCCCUGGCGGUAGGCACACCCGACUACCUGUCCCCAGAGAUCCUGCGUGCAGUGGAGGGAGGGGGAGGCUAUGGCCUUGAGUGUGACUGGUGGGCUCUAGGGAUCUGUGCUUACGAGAUGCUGCAGGGGACCACACCCUUCUACGCAGAGUCCAUCUCUGAGACCUACGCCAAGAUCAUGAACUUCCAGGUAAGAUGGUGACUGAGAGAAACACAUUUUACAGAUUGAUCAGGAGAACAUGUUGAGGGUCAUCAGAAAAUGUACAUACAGUACCAGUCAAAAGUUUGGACACCUACUCAUUCAAGGGUUUUUCUUUAUUUUUACUAUUUUCUACAUUGUAGAAUAAUAGUGAAGACAUCAACACUAAUCCAUAACACAUAUGGAAUCAUGUAGAAACCAAAAAAGUGUUAAACAAAUCAAAUUAUAUGUUAUUUUUUAGAUUCUUCAAAGUAGCCACCCUUUGCCUUGAUGACAGCUUUGCACACCCUUGGCAUUCUCUCAACCAGAUUCAUGAGGAAUGAUUUUCCAACAGUCUUGAAAGAGUUCCCACAUAUGCUGAGCACAUGUUGGCUGCUUUUCCUUCACUCUGCGGUCCAACUCAUCCCAAACCAUCUCAAUUGGGUUGAGGCCAGAUCAUCUGAUGCAGCACUCCAUCACUCUCCUUCUUGGUCAAAUUGCCCUAACAGCCUGGAGGUGUGUUUUGGGUUAUUGUCUCUUCUUCUUAUUGGUGUCCUUUAGUAGUGGUUUCUUUGCAGCAAUUCAACCAUGAAGGCCUGAUUCAAACAGUCUCCUCUUGAUUUGUUUAACACUUUUUUGGUUACUACAUGAUUCCAUAUGUGUUAUUUCAUAGUUUUGACUGGUACUGUACAUAUCGGUGCCAAGAGUGGUGGGAGAUCUGAGGAGGAAGGGAUGUCUAAAAAGAGCUAAUAUUCAAUAGGACUCAAUCCCAAAUCGACCCCUAAACCCUACAACUUAUGCACUUGUGGAGAUCUUAGAUAAUUUGAUUAGUAUAAGCAACAUUGUGAAACUUCCACCUAGCUUCCACCUAUCAGAGGGCAAGGUAGAGCUAUUACGAUAUUGCUUACACCUGUCAAAUCUACAUUUACAUUUACAUUUUAGUCAUUUAGCAGACGCUCUUAUCCAGAGCGACUUACAGUUAGUGAAUACAUAUUUUUUUAUACUGGCCCCCCAUGGGAAACGAACCCACAACCCUGGCGUUGCAAACGCCAUGCUCUAUCAACUGAGCUACAUCCCUGCCGGCCAUUCCCUCCCCUACCCUGGACGACGCUGGGCCAAUUGUGCGCCGCCCAUGAGUCUCCCGGUCGCGGCCGGCUGCGACAGAGCCUGGAUUCGAACCAGGAUCUCUAGUGGCACAGUUAGCACUGCGAUGCAGUGCCUUAGACCACUGCGCCACAUAUCUAAUCAGAUCUUCACAAGUGCAUAGGACGUAGGGUGUAGAAGUCGAUUUGGGAUUGGGCCUUUGUAACCAUUUUCUUAUACAUCUGCAAAGACUGCAAAAAGGUAUAUAUUGAGCUCAAACCUAAAGAAUUGUGAAGAAGAGCUGCAAACUUGAACUAAGAGGAACCAACCAUUAUGUCCCUCCAGGAGCACUUCGAGUUCCCCCCGUCUGGCCCCAAGGUUUCAAACAAGGCCCGUUCCCUCAUCAUGGGGCUGAUCUGCGAGAGGGAGGAUCGUAUGGGGGUUGGGGGCUCUGGGGACUUCAGGAGCCACCCUUUCUUCUGUGGACUAGAUUGGGGCUCCCUGCAUGAACUUCCAGCACCCUUCGAACCUGAAGUCUCCAACGCCACUGACACCUCCAACUUUGACGUGUUGGACGACUGCCUCAGUGAAAUGGUUUUAAUCCGAAAAGCCUAUUUAUAAUCUAUAUACAAUCAAUUCAAAUGUAAAGGGAACCAAUAUAGAGCGACUCCCAUAGAAUAUGACAUGGCUCCAGAAGCAAGCCUGGAAAGCAAAAAAAGUAGAAAACGUAUACUGGUAAUUCCAUGCCAGCAUAGGCAGAAAAUAUUUUUGGUAUCUCAGAUUGUUCUGGCAAUUUUCACAUAGAAUAUUAAUGGGGAGGAAGGAUGUUUGACAUGCUUUUUACAUUUGUAUCACAAACCCUUUUUGAGGAAAUCACGAUGAAAGUGGCCAUUUUAGGCCCUUUUUAGACCGAUACAUGCCUCCUGUAAGAUCCUAUGAUCUGUGAACCGUACAUGAUACAGACAACAUCUUGGUGUCAUUAUACUCCUUAUAGGGCCCUCUAAAAUAUAGAGUAUGUGUAGAUUCAGGAGAAAAGAAAUGCACAUUAAUUUAUUAAACAUAAAAAUAUUACUAUUAAUCUCACAAGUACCCUUUUUGAUUUUGCUUAUUUUUAAACAUAUUGUUAUUACUCUUCAAACACGUCAAAUUUCCACAGUGGGCUCUCUGGUACUUUUAAAGAUAUGACCCAUUUUAUAUACAUAAUAGACAAUAACAUGCAACAAUUUCAAUGAUUUUACUGAGUUACAGUUCAUAUAAGGAAAACAGUCAAUUGAAAUAAAUUCCUUAGGCCCUAAUCUACGGAUUUUACAUGACUGGGCAGGGGCGCAGCCAUGGGUGGGCCUGGUAGGGCAUAGGCCCACCAAGUGGCCCACCCACUUGGGAGCCAAGCCCACCCACUGGGGAGCCAGGCCCAGCCAAUCAGAAUGAGUUUUUCCCCACAAAAAGGCUUUAUUAGAGACAGAAACACUCCUCAGUUUCAUCAGCUCUCCGGGUGGCUGGUCUCAGACGAUCCCGCAGGUGAAGAAGCCGGAUGUGGAGGUCCUGGGCUGGCGUUUUUACACGUGGUCUCCGGUUGUGAGGCCAGUUGGACGUACUGCCACAUUCUCUAAAACGACAUUGAAGGCAGCUUAUGGUAGAGAAAUGAACAUUCUCUGGCAACAGCUCUGGUGGACAUUCCUGCAGUCAGCAUGCCAAUUGCACGCUCCCUACAAACUUGAGACAUCUGUGGCAUUGUGUUGUGUGACAUAACUGCACAUUUUAGAGUGGCCUUUUAUUGUCCCCAGCAGAAGGUGCACCUGUGUAAUGAUCAUGCUGUUUAAUAAGCUUCUUGAUAUGCCACACCUGUCAGGUGGAUGGAUGAUCUUGGCAAAUAAGAAAUUCUCACUAACAGGGAUGUAAACAAAUUUGUGCACAACAUUUGAGAGAAAUAAGCCUUUGUGCAUAUGGAACAUUUCUGGGAUCUUUUAUUUCAGCUCAUGAAACAUGGGACCAAAACUUUACAUUUUAUAGUUUUGUUCAGUAUACAUGGGAAUGGACAUUAUACAGUAGGUCAUUAACCAAUCACAGCACUCCUUUAGGAUUGCACAUUCAGCAAAUCACCAGCAGAGGGAGUUCCCUUUGAAAACAUUUACCAUUUGCUGUGUUUGUGGUGUUCAUAAAAUGUAUCAGAACUUCAAAAUCAGCAGAGAACCGACCCUGGAAAAUCUAAAAGGGUACUUUUGAGAUAUUUUUAAUUGUUGAAUAAAUUAGUGUGAAAAUGUGUAUUUCAGAAUCUAGACAUACUCCAUAUGUUAGAGCAGGGUUUUCCAAACUCGGUCCUGGGGCCCCGCCUGGGUGCAUGUUUUGGUUUUUGCCCUGGCACUCCAUAGCUGAUAAAAAUAAUCAAAGCUUGAUGAUGAGUUGGUUAUUUGAAUCAGCUGUAUAGUGCUAAGGCAAAAACCAAAACGUGCACCCAGGGGGGGCCCCAGGACCGAGUUUGGGCACAUUAUAAAGAGUAUAAUGACGCCAAGAUGUUGUCUGUAUCAUGUACUGUUCACAGAUCAGUCUUACAGGAGGCAUGUAUAGGUCUUAAAAGUGCCUUAAAUUGUUUGUGAUACAAAUGUAUAAAAGCAUGUCAAACAUCCUUCCUCCCAAUGAAGUUUCUAUUUGAGAAUUGCCAUUACAAUCUGAGAUACCAAAAAUAUUAUCCAUCUGCGCUGGCAUGGAAUCGGCCAUACCUGACAUGCAUAUAAAGCACACUAGAUGUAAUGCUGUCUUUUGUCCUGCAGGAAACACUGAGUGACGUGAUGGACAGGGCCCCUAUCGGUGUUCACCUGGCUUUUGUUGGCUACUCCUACACAGCUACAAGGUCACAUUCAUAUCAUAGACUGUCUCAGUAUCAACGUCCUUCAAAUGAAUGGGGUAUCAUACAAAAUGGUGUCAAAACAGUUAAGUUUUUUUCCGCCAAUUGCUCAAUCUCUUACAGACAGACAGGUGCCUUGGACCGCAGUUGUGACAUCAUGAUGGAGAUUGACCACCAGCGACAUUUAGGGUUGCCAAGCCAAAAUUUCCAGGACAAGCUGGUAGGUUGACUAUCCACACUAGCGACUAGCUGAGUUGAGUUGUAAUAGUCAGAACUAGACUAAAUACUAACCACUAGCUAGGCUAGUUAAGACAAUUUGAGUGGUCUCAUGUAGCCGAUGUGGAAUCACUAGCUAGUUAGCUGUAGCUCUGUUACACAUGUACAUGUCAGUUUGUUUAUGCUAACUGCUAUAGUUAACCUCAUCUCAAGUGUGUCAGUCAGCUGUGACACAAAUGCUUAGCGCUUCUUGAGCUAGCGGCGUCUUGAAUGUCUGAUGUGUUCUGUGGCAUGCAUCAGAGAGUUAGGCAUGCAAGAGAUAUUAACGGCUACUAGAUUAUGUUAUUUUCAGGGAACUGAUAUGUUUACCUUUACCAUGCCAUGUAUUUCUGACACUGAGGGUGGUGGUGCUUUCAGAGUCAGAUGUGGCAGCUCAGAGACGCUCUGACAUCGACUGACAACCUGCCUGCCCUGCUUGAGCUCCCCCUAGCAUUGGAGCAGGGUACUGCAGAGUCCACUCACACCACGAUAGAGGAGGAAGAGGUGGAGACAGACCAGAAUUCAGGACUUGAUGAGGACCUGCACAGGUUAGAUCAACCCUGAGUGUGCACAUACAGAUAGACACACACACACACACACACACACACACACACACACACAGAGAGAUACAGGUAUGUACUGCUCUACUGCUAAAAAUGGGUCUUGCUCACCUUUCCCUUCAGACUUGACAACUCUGACAUCUAGGUAAUGUACAUGUAUAUUAUAUAGGUAGCCAUAAUGUAAUGAUGUCAUUUGAUAUUUAGGUGAGUAUUCAUAGCCAAUACCAGAGCACUUGUAUUCAAAGCUGACCCUAUCCACUCAUCCCCAUAGAAGGCUACAGGAGGCAGAGAAGAGGAAUGGAGAGCUGGAGAAAGAGAUGGAGAGACUGAGGGUGGAGAUCGAGGGCCUGAAGUCCCCCAAGGAGACAGGCAAGGGAACUAGCACUCAUCCCUCCUCAUCUCCUCUUUAA